Messenger RNA from Ochotona princeps (American pika), 1338 nucleotides. RefSeq names its product 1-acylglycerol-3-phosphate O-acyltransferase 5 (gene AGPAT5). Bases 182 to 1276 code for a protein of 364 amino acids. The transcript has 8 exons. Lineage: Eukaryota; Metazoa; Chordata; Mammalia; Lagomorpha; Ochotonidae. The record is from RefSeq and is a predicted model, not a curated record. Gene Ontology annotation, cellular component: mitochondrion; endomembrane system. Gene Ontology annotation, molecular function: acyltransferase activity.
UUGUUGCCGCAGAGCCCCGCCCCCGGCAGGGGCCCUCUGCGGACGGGCCGGGGUCAUGGGUUGUUGAGGCGCUGCCCAGGAGCCGACCCCGGCGGCUGCGGCGUCCCGGUGGCCAGCGGCCGGCAGCAGCGCCCCGAGGGCGAGCAGAGCGCGCGGCGCCGCGGGCCGCCCACCCGGGAAGAUGCUGCUGUCGCUGGUGCUCCAUUCGUACUCGAUGCGCUACCUGCUGCCGGGUGUCGUGCUGCUGGGCACGGCGCCCACCUACGUGCUGGCCUGGGGGUUCCUGCGGCUGGUGUCCGCCUUGCUGCCCGCACGCUUCUACCAGCGGAUGGACGACCGGCUCUACUGCGUCUAUCAGAGCAUGGUGCUCUUCUUCUUCGAGAACUACACCGGGGUGCAGAUAAUCCUAUAUGGAGAUUUGCCAAAAAAUAAAGAAAAUAUAAUAUAUUUAGCAAAUCAUCGAAGCACAGUUGACUGGAUCAUUGCUGAUAUGUUGGCCAUCAGGCAGAAUGCUCUUGGACAUGUGCGGUACGUGCUCAAAGAUGGCUUGAAAUGGCUUCCACUGUACGGGUGCUACUUGUCUCAGCAUGGAGGAAUCUAUGUAAAGCGAAGUGCCAAAUUCAACGAGAAAGAGAUGAGAAGCAAGCUGCAGAGCCACGUGGCCGCAGGAACUCCAAUGUAUCUUGUGAUAUUUCCAGAGGGAACAAGAUAUAAUCCAGAGCAAAGUGAAGUCCUUUUGGCUAGUCAGACAUUUGCUGCUCAGCAAGGUCUCCCAGCAUUAAAGCAUGUGCUAACACCAAGAAUAAAGGCAACUCAUAUCGCUUUUGAUUCUCUGAAGAAUUACUUAGAUGCAAUUUAUGAUGUUACAGUGGUUUAUGAGGGCAAAACUGAUAAAGGGCAGCGGAAAGAGUCGCCCUCCAUGACUGAAUUCCUCUGCAAGGAAUGCCCAACAAUUCAUAUACACAUAGAUCGUAUAGACAAAAAGGAUGUCCCAGGAGGAGAGGCGUGCAUGAAAAGGUGGCUCCAGGAGCGUUUUGAGAUCAAAGAUAAGUUGCUUUUAGAAUUUUAUGAUUCGCCAGAUCCUGAAAGAAGAGACAGAUUUCCUGGGAAGAGUGUUCAUUCCAAAUUAAGUCUCAAGAAGACUUUGCCAUCAGUGUUGGUCUUGAGUGGUUUGACUGUUGGCAUGCUUGUGAGCGAGACUGGGCGGAAGCUGUAUGUCAACACGUGGAUAUACGGAACCCUGCUUGGCUUCCUCUUGGUGGUUAUCAAAGCCUGAACAGGUAGCUGUCUCCUGUCUGCGUGGCUGCACACAGUACCAAGUUGUUUCCUGAAUUUACC